Messenger RNA from Caenorhabditis elegans, 964 nucleotides. RefSeq lists its product as uncharacterized. The transcript is spliced from 6 exons. Bases 3 to 761 code for a protein of 252 amino acids. Lineage: Eukaryota; Metazoa; Nematoda; Chromadorea; Rhabditida; Rhabditidae. The record is from RefSeq and is marked reviewed.
AAAUGGCGGCAGCAAAAAGAAAAUUAGUAUUCGAUUCUCCAAACGAAUCAUCAGUAAACUUCGAAACGUCUCCCAAUUUUCCGAAAGAGUGGAAAAUUGACGGAAUGGACAUUGAAAACCGAAUCAGAAAUUUCCGCGAUGAGCUGCAGGCACAAGGAUUAUGCCCCGUUGGGAGUGCUGGAAUCGAUCCGAAAUCCAAGUUCCGCACAGAAUAUCGGCGUAUUGUCAAUGCUAACACAAUUCUAACCGACGUGCUUCGUCUUCAACAGAAAGAGGGCGAGUGGUUGAAAAAUGCCAGUGGACUUUUGGAGUAUGAUAUUCAGUCCCUUCAUGCUCGACGCGAUCACCUUGACAAUGCCGUGGAGCAGUUGAAGAGCCAAUUGAGCCGGCUUGAUUCGAGCGUCGCAAUUCUGAAAUCCCAACAAAUGGCCGUGAAGAGUGUUUUGGAGUUGAGAGAGGACGAAUAUCUCGCUGAUGAUGCGGAUUCCAAUUUGCCUGAUGAAUUUUUGAAAUUUAGCAAAAUCAGCAAGUUAUGUGCCGCUUCUCUCCAAUCGUACGAAAAUGUAAAAAAACGAAACGAAGAAAUGCAAAAAGAGCUGAUUGCCGAACGAAAUCGGCAACGAAAGCUUCACGACGCGACAAUGAAAAUGAUGGAAGAAAAGGAAAGGGUUCGAGUUGAACAGUUGGAAGAUUUGUUCAAAGACUUCUCAUUGGAACAACUUACACGGCUCAGGGAUCGAAUUCGUCAGGCACAAAAAUAAAAUUUUUUUUUUUUUCGUUUUGCCCUGUGAUCUACUUUAAGUUUUUAGUAUCGUGUUUUUAAUGUGCCAUAUAAAUUAUAGCGUUGUGUGUCAGUAUUUUAUAAGUUUUCAGAAAAGGAACAGGAUCAAUGGGUUCCUGUAACUGACUGAUCUUAUUUUUAUUUUCAUCGAAAGUUCCUAUUUAUAAAGUAUUCAGUAAUUUU